CGACUUAGCAGUUUUGACACAGGCUCAAGAACAGCGACUUAGUCUUGCCUAAGCAGUACCGGCGUAAGGUUCGAAUCUCACCACGCACCCUCACAAUGUCGAAAGUUAUUCGGAAGAUCGUGUCGUGCAGCAAGUGCCCCAGACCUUUGGCCCCUUACAGCCAAGCCAUCGUCGCCGACCGGACCGUGUACUGCUCGGGAAUGAUUGGAAUUGAGCUGAACGAGCCGAAACUGGUUCCGGGAGGAGCGGCCGCCCAGGCGGCCACGGCCCUCAAACACCUCACCAAUCUGCUUCGGGAGGCCAACUCGGGCAUUGAUAAGGUCGUCAAGACAACGGUUCUGCUGGCUGAUAUGCAAGACUACGCGGCCGUCAAUGAAGAGUACAAAAAAGUUUUUGGUAGCAACUUCCCGGCCAGAACUUGCUACGCAGUGACGAAGCUGCCUCUUGGGGCUGCCGUCGAAAUUGAAGCCAUCGCCAUCGUUGGGGACGUGGAGCACGUAGAAUCGGUUGAGCUCGGUUUGAAACUGUGAUUAUGGGGGAAGUUUGUUAAGUGAAUGGGAAAAGUUCUCAAAUAAAUAUACUCGAAACUA
Messenger RNA from Culex quinquefasciatus (southern house mosquito), 590 nucleotides. Its product is annotated as rutC family protein UK114. The record is from RefSeq and is a predicted model, not a curated record. Gene Ontology annotation, cellular component: cytosol. Gene Ontology annotation, molecular function: deaminase activity. Bases 96 to 530 code for a protein of 144 amino acids. The transcript has 3 exons. Lineage: Eukaryota; Metazoa; Arthropoda; Insecta; Diptera; Culicidae.